Colletotrichum godetiae is the source of this 1137-nucleotide messenger RNA. Its product is annotated as S-adenosyl-L-methionine-dependent methyltransferase. The transcript has 4 exons. Lineage: Eukaryota; Fungi; Ascomycota; Sordariomycetes; Glomerellales; Glomerellaceae. The record is from RefSeq and is a predicted model, not a curated record. The annotation marks the transcript as partial. Gene Ontology annotation, molecular function: methyltransferase activity.
GCAUCUACGGCACCCACGGCUGGCGGUUCAAGUACGGAGCAAACGGCGAUGACGGCCUCCGAAGCAACGACGACAUCAACCGAGCCGCUUCCAGCAGUAUCAAGCAUUCCCGACCCUCCGACAGAAAUCCUCGCCGGACCUUCCACCGAACAUGCUCUUGAGGCCGGCGGAACUGACGACGAUGAUGAGUUCACUCCCAGUGUAUUUGACGGAUCAUCAAUCGCCGACGACAGGAGUCAAAGAACUGACUCGACCUCGCUGAACUCCAGCGUCUACGAGCAUAGCUUCCAGCACGGACGCCGUUACCACAAGUUCCGCCACGGGCGGUACCCGAUUCCCAACGACGAGACAGAACAGAACCGCGAGGACAUGCUGCACGCUAUGAUGCUGGAAGCUACAGACGGGAAGCUGUACUUUGCACCCAUCGGGGACAACCCACAGAAGAUAAUUGAUCUGGGUACAGGAACAGGUAUCUGGGCAAUCGAGAUGGGAGACUUAUUCCCAAGCGCGGAGAUCCAUGGUCUCGACUUGAGUCCCAUCCAGCCCGUUUGGGUACCACCAAAUGUCAAGUUCUUGGUUGAUGACGUUGAGGAUACAUGGUUGAACGGCCGGAACUUUGAUUUUGUUCACCUAAGAAACAUGGUACCCGUUCUAAAGUCACCCGUCGGCCUGCUACGAAAUGCAUACGAGCAUAUGAAACCCGGCGGCUGGGUCGAGCUUCAAGAUGUUGACGGCCAGGUUCACUGUGACGAUGGCACUAUGCCCUCUGACUGGCCCCUUGUCCGCUUCACGAACCAUCUCGUAGAGGCGUUCGCAAAAUUUGGGACGAACUCUCACGCCGCUGUGUUUGGACGGCAAUAUCUGGAACAGGCUGGUUUCGUCAACAUUCAACAUCACACGGUGAAGUUACCGUAUGGAACGUGGCCUAGGGAUAAAAUAAUGCGGCUGAUUGGCAUGUACUACCGCACGGCUUGCGAAGAGUUCUUCCCUGUAGUAGGCGCAAUCCACUUCCAGAUGUUGGGAUGGAGCCAGAUUGAGAUGGAGGUUCUCUUCGCCGAAUGUCGGAAUGCCAUGAGGGACCCGAAUGUACAUGCUUACGGCAUGAUGCAUUUCUGGAGCGCACAGAAACCUCUGUGA